AUAUCCGGGCGGGCCAUCCCGGCCUGUCCUGCCCGCUGGCCUGGCCUUCCCGGCGCUUCCCAUGGCCCUGCCCGCCGUCCACAGGUGCUUCCAAUGUUCAGGUUCAAACAGAAACCCAUUUAUGGCGUACGGGUGGAGACAGCAAGGAUUUUGUUCUAGAGGGUGACAGUGUCAGAUUAAAAUUCAUGAUCUAGAGCAUAAUCUUCAAGAGCAGAGGCAAAGAAUUGAGCAACUGGAAUGUAAAAAGGUUUCUUGGAAAACUAGUGCUGUUUCUGGAAAAAGAAGUCGAACCUCAGAGGGAGGAAUAACUUCCCACAGGGACAUUUCUGAAGAGAAGGAAUCCUGUUGCAGUAAAUAUUUAGGGAUUUUGUACUGACAAAACACCCAGCAUGAUCCUAUGACAAGUCCUAGCUGUGUUCAUCUGAGAGGAGGACUGAGCCAUUGAGUCUUAUGCUGGUACUGCAAUGCUGAGCUCUAGCUCCACCACUGUGAAGAAUCUUCCUCUGAAGAAGAGGCUCUGUUUUCUGCUGAAGCUUGUGGGCUUUGUCAGCUCAGUGUUCAUAUUUUGUGAAUUUUUAAUUUAUUAUGUGGUAAUUUUUCAAUGCCGAUGGCCAGAAGUGAAAGGUGGAGCUCCCAUGGGUGAAAAAGAGACUUCAGCUUCAGUCCUAAAGGCCAUGAUUUUAGCUGAUACUCACCUACUUGGUGAAAUCAAAGGACAUUGGUUCGAUAAGCUAAGAAGGGAAUGGCAAAUGGAGAGAUCUUUCCAAACUGCCUUAUGGUUACUGCAACCAGAUAUUGUUUUUAUUCUGGGAGAUGUCUUUGAUGAAGGAAAAUGGAGCUCACCUCAGGCAUGGGCAGAUGAUGUCAGGAGAUUUCGGAAAAUGUUCAAGUAUCCAGUUUCUACGGAGCUAGUGGUCAUCGUUGGGAACCAUGACAUUGGAUUUCAUUACGAAAUGACUACUUACAAGGUAAAUCGAUUUGAAAAGGUUUUCAACUUGACUUCAGGAAAGCUAAUAACUCGGAAAGGAGUAAACUUUGUCCUGGUGAACAGUGUAGCCAUGGAGGGUGAUGGCUGUGCUGUCUGCAGUACCUCAGAGGCAAAGCUUGUGGCACUUUCUCACAAACUGAAUUGCUCCCUGCAGAAACCAGAUCAUUCCAACAAAAGGUGCAGUGGUGUGGAAAAGCUUCCAGCUUCAGAACCUAUCCUUUUACAGCAUUACCCUCUCUAUCGGAAAAGUGAUGCUGAAUGCAGUGGAGAAGAUUCUGCUCCUCCAGAGGAGAAGAACACCCCCUUUAAAGAAAAGUAUGAUGUACUGUCUCAAGAGGCAUCACAAAAGCUGAUAUGGUGGUUUCAUCCCCGUUUGAUUCUCAGUGGGCACACACAUAGUGCUUGUGAAGUACUGCAUGCAGGGAAAAUUCCAGAAAUCAGCGUCCCGUCAUUCAGCUGGAGGAAUAGAAACAAUCCUAGUUUCAUCAUGGGCAGCAUAACACCAACUGACUUCUCCCUCCAAAAAUGCUUCCUUCCAUAUGAGAGCAGAGUCUUUACUAUAUACUGUGCAGCAGGUGCUCUGUUUGUGAUCCUGAUACUAGCUCAUGUUCAGCUUCUCACUCCACCGUUUUAUUUUGCUCAGCGUUUAAUCAGUAAGCAUAAAGCAGUAUGAAGAGCCAGACAUCUGCAUUCAGUCACUGAAAUACCAAAGCUGAGAACAGUCAAACAUCAGACUAUAUUCAUGCCAGCAAAUGACCUAAUUUGAUUGCUAGUCUGAAGGCAGGUUGCAUUUACACAUACCAUAGAAGUCCUAUACAGCUGAUAUGACUACUACAGGAUAAAUAAUUAACUGAAAUGAACGUUUCAUGCUGUACAAAAAUACUGUAUUCGACAAUCAAAUGAGUCCUUUUCCUGCUAUAAUUUUUGUAUCAAAUAUGUAUAUUAAAAGUGUAACUGUACAUUAUGUAAAUCCUAUAGCCUCAUCACUUGUCUGCACUAGUGUCUUACCCUGGUGGAGGCUGAAUCCUGCAAACUGGAAACGUUUCUCUGUUUUAUUGCUGCAUGGCCCUUCUAAUGUCACGCUUGAGUUCUAGGGUCAGGCAGAAACUAGACGCAUCAGCACUGAGAGAUGUGGAUUUCCAUAACCUUUUUAGGGUGUCAUAUGUAAGGGGACUGUGGUUUGGGACAAGAGAUCUUCUGGUUCCUGACACAGUAAAUUGUUAGCUGAUUGUAAUUUGCAGUUAUCGUCUACCAGACAACAAAGGGAAGAAGCUCGUGGAUCCAGUUUGCUGAUACACACUUAAAACCUGCUUAAAAGAAAUUAGGGUGACACCUCAAGCUGCUAUUUUCAAAGAGAUGUGCUAUGAUGAGCUUAAAAAAGAGGGCCCUAUUGCAUCCCAGAGAUCUGUGUGGUGAGGGGCCCUCCAGUUGCCGAUCUCCAGCGAGAAGGGAGGUCAAAUACAGCUGCAGUAACAUUAUCCUAUGCCUCGGCCCUCAGUCUACGGACAGAUAGGGAUAGGAGUGUGCGUUGUUUCAGAUUCCUGCAGGGCACCAAGUCCUGUUGACUUUGUUGUAAUGUCACAUUUUGAACUGCACGAGAGGCCGAGGCCACCAGCUGUGCCACAGGCCCCAGCCCGGGGGGGCAGCAUGGAGAAGAUAAAAUCUGAGCUCAGUGUCUUCACUGUGUGAAGGAAGGUGGACAAACCUACUGCUGGUCCCCACCUGCCCUGGAAAAAAACAAGAGGGAGUAUUUCACACCAGAACCAGUUUUCCUGCUGAUGUUCCUGCAGAGGCUGGGAGCUCUAACCUGAACUCCAGGGCUGGGGAUAGUUUUAAAAAAAGACUAUCUUUCGUUAUCCGCUCUAUUACUUUCUUUGGCAUGGGAAAGAAGUGAGAGAAUUUUGGGAAUUUCGUUUACUAUUAGCUUUUUCCGCCCAGCCUUUCACUUUUUGGGAAAUAUAACUAAAUUGAACAUAACACAUUUCUGGGAAGAGGAAAUGGUCAUAUUAUAAUAUCUAAAAUGGGACUAUUUUAUAUUCAACUAGAAACAAGUUCUCAACUGAUCUGUAGUCUGAAUUUAAAAAGAGGUCUGAUUGGGGUUUAUAACUAAUAAUGAUACUUACAGUAAAAAGUUAAUAAAACCUACUAAUUUUUAUGCCAGUGUGGGGACUGUGUUAGCUCUUAAUCUCUCCCUAAAUUUAAAAUGGAGUGGGGGGGGAAUGGUCCAAAGUGUGGUAAAACACUCUAAAAAGUAAUGUAGUCUAACACUUCUCUAGGUUUCUGUUAUUGCAACUGUAAUUUUAGACAUUUGUACAGGUUAUCUUGGACACAGGAAAAGUAUAUAGUCACAGACAUAAAACACCUAUGUAUAAAAUAUAAAGCAGUGUUAUAGUUACUAAAAAGGACAUGCCUUAUUGCUACAGCAAUUCUUGCUUUUUAUAUAUUGUACUGUACCACAACUUGUUUUGAGAAUGUCAUUUGCAUAAAUUAUUCAAGUUUGAGAAAUAUUCACACAUUUUGAUUCUACAAUAUUUAAAAUAAAACAAUUUUCUAAUGUG
Molecule: messenger RNA, 3546 nt
Organism: Empidonax traillii (willow flycatcher)
Lineage: Eukaryota; Metazoa; Chordata; Aves; Passeriformes; Tyrannidae
Gene: MPPE1
Product: metallophosphoesterase 1
Exons: 12
Coding region: 465-1661 (398 amino acids)
Biological process (GO): GPI anchor biosynthetic process; endoplasmic reticulum to Golgi vesicle-mediated transport
Cellular component (GO): endoplasmic reticulum-Golgi intermediate compartment
Molecular function (GO): phosphoric diester hydrolase activity
Source: RefSeq, a predicted model, not a curated record